This is a messenger RNA of Suricata suricatta (meerkat), 2957 nucleotides long. RefSeq names its product zinc finger protein 345-like. The record is from RefSeq and is a predicted model, not a curated record. Gene Ontology annotation, biological process: regulation of DNA-templated transcription. NCBI's taxonomy places the organism in Eukaryota, Metazoa, Chordata, Mammalia, Carnivora, Herpestidae. The transcript is spliced from 4 exons.
CUCUCAGGAGGAGUGGGGAUGCCUGAACCACAGUCAGUGGGAACUGUACAGAGAUGUGAUGUUAGAGACCUACGGACACCUCAUCUUCUUGGGUCUUGUUGUGUCAAAGCCAAACCUGGUCAUCUUUUUGGAACAAAAGAGGGAGCUAUGGGAUGUGAAGAGAAAGGAGACAGUAGCCUCAUACCCAGCUGUAUUUCCAAAUGAAACUGACAGCCUCCUUUCAGGGACGUUUAUAGGAACUUUGAUCCAAAGAGUGUCAGUGGAUGGAUAUAAAGGUAGUUCCCUUGAGAAUGGACACUUAAUGAGAGACUGGAACAAGGAUGAGAAGAGUGAAGGGCCUCAAGCACACCUGGGGACUCCUAUUCCAGACUACGGUGGUGACUGGCAUCCAUGUGGGGAGGUCUCUGAUCCAAGCGCCAACCUCAUUACACGUAAGAGUACACAUUUAGGAGAGAAUCACUCUAAAUAUGACGCAUGUGGGGAAAUACUUAACCAGUCCUCCAGUGCUGGUGAUCAGAAGAGGAUUCAGCUGGGAAAAAGCCCCUACACAUGCAAUGAACCUGGGAACAUACUUAGUCAGUCAUCAAGACUACAUAUCACUAAGACAAUCCAUGCUGGACAGAAAGGUUACGUUUGUAAGGAGUGUGGCAAAGCCUUCAACAGGCACUCAGCACUAAUUCAACAUCAGCGAGUGCACACUGGAGAGGAAGCUUAUGAAUGUGAAGAAGGUGGUAAAACCUUUAAUGAUGCCUCAUCGAUGAAUGUACGUAGACUAAUCCGUACAGGAGAGAAACCUUACACACAUAAAAAAUGUGAGAUGGCCUUUCCCCAACACUCACCUCUUACCGAACAUCACAGAACCCAUACUGGAGAGAAACUUUACCAAUGUGAAGACUGUGGAAAAGCCUUUAAGAGUACCUCAGCCCUUAGUGAACAUCAGCGAAUCCAUACUGGAGAGAAACCUUACCAAUGUAAUGAAUGUGGCAAGUCCUUUACUCGCCAGACAAGCCUUAACAUUCAUCACAAAAUCCAUACUGGAGAGAAACCCUACCAAUGUACGGAAUGUGGCAAGGCCUUUAACUAUCCCUCACACCUUAGUAGACAUCACCAAAUCCAUACUGGAGAGAAACCCUACCAAUAGAAACCCUACCAAUGUAACGAAUGUGGCAAAUCCUUUACUCACCACUCAAGCCUUAUCAUACAUCACAGAAUCCAUACUGGAGAGAAACCUUACCAAUGUAACGAAUGUGGUAAGUCCUUUACUCGCCAGUCAAACCUUAACAUUCAUCACAAAAUCCAUACUGGAGAGAAACCCUACCAAUGUAAAGAAUGCGGCAAAUCCUUUACUCAACGCUCAAACCUUACCAAACAUCACCAAAUCCAUACUAGAGAGAAAGCCUACCAAUGUAACGAAUGUGGCAAGGCCUUUACCAAUCCCUCACACCUUAGUAGCCAUCACAGAAUCCAUACUGGAGAGAAACCCUACCAAUGUAAUGAAUGUGGCAAGGCCUUUACCCAGUACGCACACCUUAAGGGACAUCACCAAAUCCAUACUGGAGAGAAACCCUACCAAUGUAACGAAUGUGGCAAGUCCUUUACUCGCCAGUCAGACCUUAACAAACAUCACAAAAUCCAUACUGGAGAGAAACCCUACCAAUGUAAAGAAUGCGGCAAAUCCUUUACUCAACGCUCAAACCUUACCAAACAUCACCAAAUCCAUACUAGAGAGAAAGCCUACCAAUGUAACAAAUGUGGCAAGGCCUUUAACAAUCCCUCACACCUUAGUAGCCAUCACAGAAUCCAUACUGGAGAGAAACCCUACCAAUGUAACGAAUGUGGCAAGGCCUUUACCCAGUACGCACACCUUAAGGGACAUCACCAAAUCCAUACUGGAGAGAAACCUUACCAAUGUAAAGAAUGUGGCAAAUCCUUUACUCACUGCUCAAACCUUACCAAACAUCACCAAAUCCAUACUAUAGAAAAACCCUACCAAUGUAACGAAUGUGGUAAGACCUUUACCAAGCACGCACACUUUAUUGGAUAUAAAAGAUUCCAUUCUGAAGAGAAAUGUUAGCAAUGUGAAUAAUGUGCCAAGGCAUUUAUCCAACACUCACCUUAUUCAACAUCACAGAAUUCACACUAGAUCGAAAGUCUACAAAUGUUAGAACAUGGCUAGAUCUUUACAUGACCUUUACACUUUACUUGACGUCAUAGAAUUCGUACUAGAUGAAAACCUUCCCAAUGUAAAAAUGCAGUAAGGUCUUUAAUCACUUUUCCAACGUUACUCAGUAUCACAGAAUUUAUCCUGGAGCAACUCUUCCAAAUUUGAAGGCUGUGAGAAAGGUUUUGUGGACUGUUCACCCCUUGCUUCACAUUGGAAACUUGAUACUGGAGAGUAACCACUGAAUACGACAGCAUGUGGCAAGACUUCUAAGAACUGCUACACCCUGACUCCUGAUCAGAGAAGGAAUACUAGGGAAGAUGUUGCAAAUAUACAGAAUUUGGAGAGCAUGUUAAUUAGAGCUGAAGCUUCAUUCUACAUCACAGAAUUCAUACUGGAGAAUAAACGUAAAAUGUAAAGAAUGUAGUUAAAUCUGUAUGACUGCUCAACCCUACUCAGGAUUGCAGACUUUAUACUAAGGAGAAACAUUACAAAGUAAAGAAUGUGUCCCACCGAUAGCUGGAUCUCACAACUUGCUCAAUUCCAUAGCUAUCUUACAGCAUAGAAAGAGAGAAGGAGAAGAGAAAAUUGCAGUGCUUACAUGUGGAGUUUGAUCCUUCAUCAAUACUUGAGAAAACACAUGAGAUUUAAAUCCUAUAUCAUGAUAUCAUGAAGGAGGCACGGCUUUCAUAUCAAAUGUACACCAGACAGUGCAUGAAAGAAGGUAACUUUGAAGACAUAUUUAGAAAAUAUAAUUGAACAUCAAAUGUCAAUAAAUGUCACCAAUUUCACAUUG